Messenger RNA from Malus domestica (apple), 2209 nucleotides. RefSeq names its product plant UBX domain-containing protein 2-like. Lineage: Eukaryota; Viridiplantae; Streptophyta; Magnoliopsida; Rosales; Rosaceae. Gene Ontology annotation, biological process: DNA repair; defense response to fungus. The record is from RefSeq and is a predicted model, not a curated record. Gene Ontology annotation, molecular function: protein binding; DNA binding.
UAACAAAAUCUAUCGUUUAACCAAAAAAAAAAACACAAACAAACACGAUCCUUUCUCGCUCAAUUGACAAGUAAAAAGAUCCUGGCACCACCAUCUAAAAAGUAAAACUGAAAUUGGGCUUAGUAGCCCUUUUACAAAUUCACCAGCCAAAAAUAGUCCUACUCUAAAAAUGCAAUCUCUGGUUGGUGUAUUUGUAAAAAGUAUUAAAAUAUUAAACUGACAGGAAAAGAAAAACAAAAACGCGCCUGUGAAGGUCGCAAGGCCGUUUGGCGGGGAAAAUUAUCCAACGAACACCGGGUAAUCGAGGGAAAGUCAACCAGGAAAGGAGAAGCAACCAAGGCACUUGCUCUCUUAAUCCAGUCCAGUGCAAUCCAAAUUCCUAUCCGCCACGCUUUUCCCCAUUCCCUUGACCCAGAAUCCCCCUCUCUAACCCUAAUUUCAUCUCCCCAUUCCGCUUCGUAUCAAUCUUUGAUUUGAUUCAGCUCCUCUUCUUCUUCUUCUUCUUUCAAUACAUCGACAUGAAAGACAAGUUCAAGGGCUUCAUGAAGAACACCUUCUCGUCUUCGUCCUCCGGUAAAUUCAAGGGCCAAGGCCGAGUCUUGGGAUCGUCUUCUUCCUCUGGCCCCGCCGAUUCGGUCCUCAUUCGCCCUAAGCAGACUCCCCAUUCCAAUCCCAAACCCGUCCCGAAUUCGAAUUCAAAUUCAAAUUCUUCGGUCGCCUCCCCAAAUCCCAAGCCUUCGCCACAGAAAACGCAGAUUAUUCAUCAGGAGAAAGCGCAAAUUCCUGAUCAGAGCCAGGCGGAGCCGUCGUUCAAUUCGAAGCCUGAUCGAAAAACAGAAACUGGGUUUGAUCCGUUUGACGCUCUGAUCACGCCGGGGAAGAGAUCCCAGAACGGGUUUACGCUAAAUGUCUUCGAAUGUCCGAUUUGCGGGCAAUCGUUUAGGUCGGAAGACGAGGUCUCCGUACAUGUAGAUAGCUGUGCUAAUACUUCGGUGGAGAACAAAAGUGUGGAGGGUGUUGGCGUUUCGCGGUCGCCGGAUAACGGGUCUGAGUCGUCGAGGAGCGAAUUGGAAGCUCGCAUUGGUACAUUUUCUUCAGGAAAUCCGGCUGCCGGGUCAGUUGAGGUUGUUCUGAGGCUGUUGAGGAAUAUAGUUAAGGAACCGGAGAACGUGAAGUUUAGAAGGAUUCGGAUGAGUAAUCCGAAGAUAAGGGAGUCCCUUGGUGAGGUUGUGGGAGGCAUUGAGUUGCUGGAGUUUGUGGGGUUUGAAUUGAAAGAGGAGGAUGGGGAGAUGUGGGCGGUAAUGGAGGUUCCAAGGGAAGAACAAAUUAAUUUGAUGAAAAGGGGAAUAGCAUUACUGGAACCGCCGAAGGUACAAGAAGUAGAUAUUUCGGCAUCCAUUGCUUCAUUGAAGGUGGAUGAACCAGUUGAACCAAGGAAGGUUGACCGGCAGACGAGGGUCUUCUUUUCGGUCUCUGAAAGUGUGGCAGCAAGAAUUGAGGUACCAGCAUCUUUCUACAACCUCUCAGCUACGGAGCUGAAAAGAGAAGCUGAAAUGAGAAAGAAGAAGAUUGAAGAUUCACAGAUGUUGAUCCCAAAGUCAUUCAAGGAAAAGCAGGCAAAAGCUGCUAAAAGGAGAUACAGAAAAACUGUUAUCCGGAUCCAGUUUCCCGAUGGAGUGGUGCUCCAGGGUGUUUUUUCUCCUUUGGAGCCAACCAGCUCUUUGUACGAGUAUGUGAGCUCAGCACUGAAAGAGCCUAGUUUGGAAUUCGAGCUGUUAAAUCCUGUAGCCCUCAAACGGCGGGUGAUCCCUCAUUUUCCAGCAGCAGGAAAGAAAGCAGCAACACUAGCUGAUGAGGAUCUGAUGCCCUCGGCUCUUGUCAAGUUCAAACCCAUCGAAACAGAUUCGGUUGUCUUCACAGGGCUGUGUAAUGACCUCCUUGAGAUAAGUGAACCACUUACGAGCGGUUCAGCUGCUGCUCCUGUGUAAGGUUUGAGCCGUCAGUAUCUUCUUGCAUUUGCUUCUCCCGUUCACGUUGUAAUUCUUCAGCCAAACUACAUUUUGGAUACCCAUUUUUUCACCUUAUAUGCACAUACGAUGAAGCAUGUAUUUUUCUGUGAUUUUGAUUUACCAAUGCAGAAAUCUUAAUGAAUUUUCAUCUUUGUAAUUUUGAUGCAGAUAUUGUUUUGCUGUUAAUUACUUUUUAGUCA